AUAACCUCCUCUCUCCAUCUCCCCAUCACCACUACUCCUCACCCCCUUCGCCACAACCUCUGGAGCCAUUGUCGCUCUCUAUCUCUCUCUCUCUUCUUUCCCCUUCUUCAUCUGGAUGAAUUAAUCCUUUUGUUUAUUGAUUUCUGCCCAGUGUAACAGCCCAUCAUGAGUUCCCUACGGUUCCUCGACCUGGUCAAGCCGUUCGUGCCGUUCCUCCCUGAGGUUCAGCAGCCGGAGACCAAGGUUCCCUUCAACCAGAAGCUGAUGUGGACGGCCCUCACCCUCCUCAUCUUCUUGGUCAUGAGCCAGAUGCCCCUGUACGGCAUUGUCUCUUCCGACAACUCGGAUCCCCUAUACUGGCUGCGUAUGGUUAUGGCGAGUAACCGCGGAACCCUGAUGGAGCUGGGUAUCACUCCCAUCAUCUCCUCCGGCAUGGUCUUCCAGCUCCUCGCUGGUACCCACAUGAUCGACGUCAACCUCGACCUCAAGAGCGACCGCGAGCUGUACCAGACCGCCCAGAAGCUCUUUGCCUUCAUUCUCUCCGCCGGUACCGCCACUGUCUACGUCUUCACCGGUCUCUACGGCCGACCUUCCGACCUUGGCGCCGGUAUCGUCUUCCUCCUCGUUCUCCAGCUCUUCGUUGCUGGCAUGAUCGUCAUUCUCCUUGACGAGCUCCUCCAGAAGGGAUACGGCCUCGGCUCUGGUAUCUCUCUCUUCAUCGCCACAAACAUUUGCGAGUCCAUCAUGUGGAAGGCCUUCUCCCCCACCACCAUUAACACCGGUCGUGGCCCCGAGUUCGAGGGUGCCGUCAUUGCCCUUUUCCACCUUCUCCUCACCUGGCCCAACAAGCAGCGCGCUCUCCAGGAGGCCUUCUACCGCCAGAACCUCCCCAACAUCAUGAACCUUCUGGCCACCAUCCUCGUCUUCGCCGCUGUCAUCUACCUCCAGGGCUUCCGCGUCGAGAUCCCCGUCAAGUCCUCCCGCCAGCGUGGUGCCCGCGGCUCUUACCCCGUCCGCCUCUUCUACACCUCCAACAUGCCCAUCAUGCUGCAGUCCGCUCUGUCCUCCAACAUCUUCCUCAUCAGCCAGAUGCUGUACUCCCGCUUCUCUGACAACCUCCUCGUCCGUCUUUUCGGUGUCUGGGAGGCCAAGGACGGCUCUGCUCAGCUCUCUGCCAUCUCCGGUCUGGCUUACUACAUGUCUCCUCCCCUGAACUUCAAGGACGCCCUCCUCGACCCCAUCCACACCGCUGUCUACAUCGUCUACAUGCUGGGUGCCUGCGCCAUCUUCUCCAAGACCUGGAUUGAGGUUUCCGGCUCCAGCCCCCGCGAUGUCGCCAAGCAGCUCAAGGACCAGGGUCUUGUCAUGGCCGGUCACCGCGACCAGAGCAUGUACAAGGAGCUCAAGCGCAUCAUCCCCACUGCCGCUGCCUUUGGCGGUGCUUGCAUCGGUGCUCUCUCCGUUGCCAGCGACCUCAUGGGCGCCCUCGGCUCCGGCACUGGUACUCUCCUGGCUGUCACCAUCAUCUACGGCUACUUCGAGAUUGCUGCCAAGGAGGGUGACCUGUCCGGCAUGAAGGGCAUGAUUAUGGGAUAAAUAUUGCCAGUCAACGCGACCGACAUGUCCCCUUUUCAGAUAUAUCGAAGCUUCUUCCUUUGUUUACGCGAGGCUUCCAGCGGCCAUUAUACGAAUGGCGGCUUCCUGUGUAAUAACACGGCAUACAUUAUUAUAAAAAAGUCAUGAUGAUGUCUUCAAUUAUUGGAGAACAAAAGCAAUGGGUUUACACGGUGAUGGGUUCAAGGUAGCAUUAGGGACCGGGCGUGCCACUCUCGUGGAGCAUCUCGAUGAAGAACGGCGGGACGAUAAGGCUACUGCAGAUUGCCACAGGACAUGUCGUGGGCCUAAGUAUCCCGUCCGCGCCCGUCUACCGAGACUUCGCGCUGUAGAGUAUUGUAUCUAAGACCAUGUAUGCGAACAAAUCCAUUCCACGCACC
Molecule: messenger RNA, 1994 nt
Organism: Colletotrichum scovillei
Lineage: Eukaryota; Fungi; Ascomycota; Sordariomycetes; Glomerellales; Glomerellaceae
Product: protein transporter SEC61 subunit alpha
Exons: 3
Coding region: 166-1596 (476 amino acids)
Biological process (GO): SRP-dependent cotranslational protein targeting to membrane, translocation; post-translational protein targeting to membrane, translocation
Cellular component (GO): membrane; Sec61 translocon complex
Molecular function (GO): transmembrane protein transporter activity; signal sequence receptor activity; ribosome binding
Source: RefSeq, a predicted model, not a curated record